Neospora caninum is the source of this 5196-nucleotide messenger RNA. RefSeq lists its product as hypothetical. The transcript is spliced from 2 exons. The record is from RefSeq and is a predicted model, not a curated record. Lineage: Eukaryota; Apicomplexa; Conoidasida; Eucoccidiorida; Sarcocystidae. The coding region runs from base 1 to 5196 and encodes 1731 amino acids.
AUGGCCUCGCCAGGCUGCCCCCUGUGCUCAGGGAGCGGCACAUACCGCAUCGGUCCGCGCGUGAAGCUUCGGGAGAAACUCCUGGCCCAGCACGGCCUGGGGCCUAGACCGUCGCCGCUCCCUCCCACUCCUUCGCUCGAUGGGUCUGCAGAGCACACGCAAGAGGGGAAAGAUCGUGAGACCGCGAGGGAAGAGGCCCAGCUGGCGUGGCUGAGGAGACACCUGCUGUGUGGACUGGAAGAGCAGGAGCGACAAUCGUAUCGCUGUCCUUUCUGCUUCCCGCCGUGCUCUGCGGAGCCCGCACAGGCUGCUGGGGAACUUGAGACUGGAGAGGGGACCUUGUCCCUUUCCUCGCAGCGUGUGCUCUUCAUUCCGGUGAAUCCCGAAAGAGCCGAGGCUGUACGGAAGAGGCUGAAUGCUCGGCUCGAACAACACGGUGUCCUGGUGACUGAGGAACUCACGGAAGAAGAAGUCGUCGCGCAGUUCAUCAAGACAGAGAGUCCCAUGUCUUGCGCGCCGGCCCGAAAUUCGACUCGCGAGGCUCUCUUGCCCUUCGCGCAGCUUCCUGUCUCACACGCUCUCUCGUAUUCAUCUCCCUCUUCCGCUCCGCCCGCUUCCGCGUCGCUUCCUUCCUCUCACUCUGCUGCUCCGGUAGCGGUCCCACCCCCGCGCGUUGACCUUUCGAACUUGUCAACGGCGAAUCAACAAAUCAUUGCGCAGCUGGUGCGGCUAGGGUACCCGUUUGAGCGGGCUUUGUCGGCGGUUCGGGAAGCAAAAUUGUCUCCGAUUCUGCACGUGUGCGUCGACAAGGCAGAGGAGUUGGAGGCGAACGACUUGAGCAAACUGCUCCUCGACUUGGGCUCCGUCGAGGCGCGAGAAGAGCUCGAUGUGGCGCGCGCGUCGCGGAACCAGAAAACGAAGGAAGACCUGCAGCUCGGACUGACGCCGCUGUGGGAAGAAGAUCCCGAGUUCAUGAAACAAUACGUCGCCGCGUCUCCUCUCUUCUUGUCUCUUCUGACCCGUCGCGUGGAGAUGCGCGUUCUCCUCCACACACUGCUGCGUCUCCGAGCUUCCGCCCUCAAGGCCUAUCCGCUCGCCGCUCCAGCGUAUCUCCAGAGCAAGGAUUCGCGACUCUCGCGUCUUCUUCUCUGCUUGACUCGGGAGGAAGUUCCAGUCGUCAAUUCUCACCACCGCAGACUCCUGCUUCAGUGCUGUCGGCGGAUGCGCCUGGCGAGGAACCGAGGGGCGAGGCUCGCAAAGAGCGAAGAAAACAACGAGCAGGCGGAAAACGGAAGCCUGACGGCCUCGACAUUGUCCCUCCCCUCCCUCCGCGCGUCGAGAACCUCUUCCUUUCCUUCUCCGCCUCACUCGAGGUCCGCAACGUCUCCUUCGCGCGCACGCUCUGUCGCCAGCCCGCUUCCACGAUUCCACCGAAGCGGCGCGUGCAGAAACGAGCAAAGCUUCGGGCACUUCAGCCAGCGAGACUGCUUCUCUUGUUCUUCCCUCGCCUCCUCGCAGGAGACAGAGCCCUGCGUGGAGACACACGGUUUCGAGGGGCGUUCCAGCGAGGAGGCUCCGGCAGCGGCGUUCUCUCCGCCGCAGUCGCCCUCGCCACCGCCCGCGUGUACGCCUUCGCGCACCAGCAGACGCACUUUGGGACAGGGAACGAGAUGUCGCGGGAAGAAGGAAGUGGACAGUUUCGAGGCGGUGGCCGUGGACACAACUUUUUCUCAGUCGCCCGAGGAAGGGCGGAGCCCGUCUCAAGAGCGACGAGUCAGUUCGGACGAGAACAGCGCUCCAAGCAGGCACCCGCAUCCCACUCAGGCCCGUUUUUCUGCUCGGGAACUCGAGAGAGAGAAGGAAGACCUGGCGCAGAACAGAGCCGGCUGCGGCGUGCCGAGGACGAAGCGAGCGAGACGGCCUGCCGAACUGCAGCGGGGCCCGGGGGCAAAGUUCGGGUGCAGAGGCGAGGACGAAGCAGCCGAGGCGCUUCGGCAACCCUGGCGAGGCUGCACAGACGGCGAAGAAGCUUCGGGAAGAGGGAAGAAGGGAGAAGGUGAGACAGAGAACGGCGAGGCGAGGACGGAGAGUUCCGGAGGGGGAAGGCGACGCAGAAGUCCAGGCACAGAAAGCCGGGACGAUGGACCGCAUGCAGACGGAGAAGGGAACGCAGGGAAGAACGAAACAGAGACUGCGAGCGAGGCCUCAGAACCACGAGAGAAGGAGGAGAAGGCCGAGGUGGAGAGGAGAGAGCGAGCGAGGGGGAGGAUGAACGGAGAGGAGACGAAGGGGAGCGAAGGAGAAGACGCGAGCACGCAGGCCAAGAGGAAGAAGGAAGAAAGCGAGUUGGCGUUUCUGGAGGAGCAGUGGAACACGUCCGAUGGCGACUCAACGAAGGCAGAGCUUCUUGAGGCGUUCAUGCAAGAGCACAAAGAGGGCCUGCAGGAGACUCUCUUCUUCUCGAAUGUCGGCUCCGUCGGCGCGCCGCCUCGCUUUCUCUCGGCCCGUUCAAGGUGCGCGCUGCUCCUGGACCUUUUCUCCGCUCUUUCUUCGUCUCUCGUGUCUUCGCUCGCGUCCCGGGCAGCCCAGCCGCCAGACGUCGGCGCGGGACACGAGGCGGCGUUCGAGUCAGGUCUCGCGGAAGCGAACAGGAACAACGGAGCCUUUGAUUCCGAACGGUCCAGACGCGUCGCGCCUCUUCAGCGCGUGUACGUUCGUCUCCACCCCGGAGUCUGGCCGCCCGCGCUUGUCUUUCGCGUGGAGUCGACAGACGCUGCUGCGCGCUCAGCGGCGAUGGCCUUGGCGACGAGCCUCCGCCCCGACCAGCCCCUGACUCACCUCUCCGAAGGCUCGGAUUCAGAAGACUCCCAGCAAGAAGAAACGGGGCACGAAGAAGACUGGACAGCGGAGGCGUCUCCCCCUUCCCCUCCCGUCUCGAGCUCCGGCAGAGUCGCGUCUUGUGAUGCACCGAAGGCGCCCGAGAGGAGGACUUCGAGCCCAACUGGGGCCGCGACCGAUGAAGGGGACAGCCGAGAAGGCACCGAGAAACGAGGGAGAGGAGGGAAGGAAGAAGAGAGAGAGGAGCGAGAGAAGGACAUGGACGAGGAGAGAGAAGACGACGACUGUUUGAUUCUCGGGGAAGGUUUUGCCCCGCACGCGUGUCCCUCUCCGCUCUCUUCCACCCUUUCGUGUGAAGAACGUGCUUCGUCUUGCGAGGGAUCUUCCUCGAGGGCGCGGCCUGCUUUCUCGGUUUCGGGGUGUUUGUCGCGAGGGGGAACCUCGCAGGGUUUUGCGGGCAAAGACCGAAAGGGUGGCUUCUCUCCGGAAAACGCGGACUCGGACGACGAGCUCCAGCGGGCGAUUGCGGCCUCGCUGUGGACGUACAGCCGAGAACAGACGGCGAAACGCAAGCGGAACGGGCUCAUCACCGAUUUCUUUCAGGUCAGCAAAAAACCAAAGGCUUCCCCGGUGGCCGCUGCCCAGAAGAGAUCCAGUUCUUCGCUGACCAGAGCCCGGGCUGGGGUAGCUCCAACGAUCCGCGUCGGCCCUCGUCCCCGGCCAGCUUCGCGCUGUGGGAGCGGCAAAGACCCGACCGGAAAAUCUGCUUCCGGCGCCCCAGCGCGUCCUUCUGUCUCUGCGAAGGCAGGCGCGCGACAGCACGCAGGCGGGCUCUGGGACGGCAGAAGAACGAGGAAGGGGGGAGCUGGAGAGGCGGAGGACGCGGGCCGAGAAAGAGCAGAGUUCGCGCGGGAAGAAAAACGCGAGUGGACGGAGGGGCGACAGACGCAAGAGAGGGAGGAGCACGCGUUGGGGGCGAGGCAGGAGGGAGACGGCAGAAGAACGAAGGUCGAGAACUGCCUCCGACGCGACGCAGAUAGGCUCGUGGGGAACGCGACGAAAUACGCAUCUCUCGAGAGUCAGAACCGACGUUCCAGCGGAGGCACUUCCCCGUCUUUCUCCCCAGCUUCGCCUUCGCCGUCUGCGUCGACCGGGCCGCAGCUCUUCGCGCCCCAAGGCCUUCACAGCGACAGGCUGUGGAGUCGGCGAGAGGGCCAGGAAGUUGCCGAGGAAGAAGUUGAAGCGGCGGUCGCGGAGCUCGCAGCGGCGCUCUGCGAUGAUUCGCGGAGCGUCGAACGCGAGGACUCUGCUGCGAGUUUGUCGGGGACAGAAACUGUGGACGCAGGACCGUCGGGCGGAACGUGGAAACCUCUUGUCAGAACUGCAGGCAGCAAGUGGAGCCUUGUGAGCUGUGCAUACACCUCGGUGUUUCCGCCUCCCUCUGCACCAGGGCGAAGAUGGACGUCCAAGACGUGUUCCAGGUCGGCAUCGGUUGGUUCUCAAGCGCCACAUGCAUCGCCGUCUGUGGCUUCUGCGUCGGCAGGUUCGCCGUCGUCUCCGUGCCCCGCGAGUGCCUCACAGCGGCCACUCUGUUCUUCCCUUCUUCUCGCGGAGUUUGCCAAGACGAGCGACCGCGAGAAGGGUGCGCUCCUCGCAGAAAUGAUGGAGGAACUGUGGCACGCAGCGUAUGCAGAUCCGCGCCUCGAGGGAGCGACCGACGCGACGGAGUCCGCUGGCCGGUCCGUUGCAGAGAAGCCGCCUUCGCUGGCGGCGAACCAUCUUAACAGGAGCAGCCUCGCAGAGUCCAGUGUCGGGUCCGAAGGCCCAUGUGGCACAGCAGAAAACGGCGCGGGGGCAGAGAGAGAGAGCGAGAACAGAAAGUACUCGGAGCGACGAGAUGAGGAAGGAAUGCGUUCGAGAAGCGUAGCUUUUUCAGCGACGGCGGGGUUUUCAGGACAUGCGGAAGCUGCCUCUGAGGCGCUGGAUUCGCAACGCUGGUUCGACUCGGAGUUCUCUGAGGACGAAGCGUAUUUGUUGAGGGGGUAUUCGACAGAACAGCCAAAGCAGACGCCUGCAUUUCCGCUUCGCACGGGAAACUGGAUACAAACUUCGCGUUUCCUCUCUUCUCGCAUGCGUGCAAAUCUUCAGCGCGUGUGCACGAGAGGCAGGACGGAGAAGAGCAAGGCUCCCUUCGCUUGCGACAACAACGCAGACGAAGAGAAGACCGAUGACGGCGUGGAGUGCAUCGGCAGCAGUGCGGUUCCGAGCCUCUGCGGUGUACGCGCGCGUUCGACAGGAAAGAGUUCACCGUGCGAUCACGCGUCGGGACAGAUCGGCAGCGCAAAAUCGAUCCUUUAG